AUGCGCUUACGUGAGGAGUAUGAGAUCAAAUAUGGUGGUAUCGGUACUGGUGAACUUCAAAAUCCUUACAUACCACAGGAUGAUAAUGCCGACACUGUCAACUCGGCAAAUGGAUCAGUAAAGGAAUACCUUUCCAUCAUUGAAAGUAUGUUCAACAAGCUUGUUGAGGAUAACCAUUUGUUUGAAUCAAAACUUGGAGAAGCAAUCGAAAGGCAUCCUCUUAUUUGUGAUUUCUACGAAUGGAAAGCCAAGAUCAAAAUCUUCCUGAAUGAAGCAUCCGGGAAAUAUGGAGGUGGCACUUUUACUGAUGCAAGCAACAUUGGACCUUUAUCCCAAUGGUGGUUAGACAACGCAUAA
Molecule: messenger RNA, 357 nt
Organism: Lactuca saligna
Lineage: Eukaryota; Viridiplantae; Streptophyta; Magnoliopsida; Asterales; Asteraceae
Source: the annotation of a GenBank genome assembly